Molecule: messenger RNA, 1401 nt
Organism: Drosophila rhopaloa
Lineage: Eukaryota; Metazoa; Arthropoda; Insecta; Diptera; Drosophilidae
Gene: twf
Product: twinfilin
Exons: 4
Coding region: 63-1094 (343 amino acids)
Biological process (GO): actin filament depolymerization; barbed-end actin filament capping; regulation of lamellipodium assembly
Cellular component (GO): cytoplasm; myofibril; actin filament
Molecular function (GO): actin monomer binding; actin filament binding
Source: RefSeq, a predicted model, not a curated record
UUCGGGCCCACUGCUUGUGAGUAAUAAUUUUUUCGACAUUAAUAAUUUUAGCUGUUGUCCAAAUGUCUCACCAAACGGGUAUCCGAGCCAACGAGCAGCUGGCCAAGGUGUUCGGAAAAGCGAAAAAUGGUAAAUUUCGCGUGAUAAAAGUUUCGAUCGAGAAUGAGCAGCUGAGUUGUGGUGCCACGGCGGAGUCGAAAAAGGACUGGGAGCGCGACUACGAUAAGUUGAUAGGACCUCUCCUGGAGAAGGAUGUGCCCUGCUAUAUUCUCUACCGCCUGGACACCAAGAUCCCCCUCGGCUACAGUUGGCUCCUCAUCAGCUGGACGCCGGACACGGCCAGCAUUCGACAGAAGAUGGUCUACGCCUCCACAAAGGCCACGUUGAAAACGGAGUUCGGAUCCGCCUACAUAACCGAGGAGCUGCAUGCCACCACUUUGGAUGAGUCCACGUUGGAAGGAUAUCGCCGGCACAAGCAGGAAUUUGCUGCUCCCGCUCCCUUGACCACCAGGGAAGAAGAGCUGAAGGAACUGCGGAAAACCGAGGUCCACACAGAGAUUAACACGAAUACAAGGCAUCAAACUCUGGGCGGGAUCAACUGCCCCCUGAGCGAGCAGACUGUGGCCGCCAUCCAGGAUCUGGUGCGCGGAAAUCACGACUACCUGCAGUUCCGCAUCGAUCUGGAGGAGGAGCAAAUCCACGUCUCGCAUGCGGCCAAAGUGGAACUUGCCGAUCUCCCGAAACAGGUGCCCGAGGAUCAUGCCCGCUACCACCUCUUUCUGUUCAGGCACACGCACGAGGGCGACUACCUCGAGUCGUACGUGUUCGUCUACUCCAUGCCAGGAUAUUCCUGCUCCGUGCGCGAGCGCAUGAUGUACUCCAGCUGCAAGGCUCCCUUCCUCGAGGAGCUGGCGGCCCUCGGCGUCGAGGUCGUCAAGAAGUUGGAAAUCGACAGCGGCAGCGAGUUGACCGAAGCCUUCCUGCAGGAUGAGCUGCACCCGAAGAAGAUCCUGCACCGACCGGCUUUUGCCAAGCCCAAGGGGCCACCAAAUCGCGGCGCUAAGCGUCUCACGCGUCCCACCGACGAGGACUAAGUCUGAAUCCCGAUCCCAUCGAGUCAAUUCUAUAUAUCCACCUCAACCUCUUGUUCCUGGCAGAGCAUUUAAUUUAUUGUAUCCAAACGAGUCCGUGUUCAUCCGCAUCUCUUCCGUGUUGUGUCUAUCUGUCGUCCUGUAUUUAUAUGUGUCCGUACGCCAAUCGAUAUCUUUAGAGGCACUAGGCAUCAACUGAAACAUCGCAUAGCAGUAGCCAAUCUGGGCUUCCUUAAAUGUAUUCUUGUCUAUGUAACUUUAGAUGGACAUAUUUGCAAUUUAUUUAAAUUAAAAAACUCAACUAAGUUUA